Messenger RNA from Chiroxiphia lanceolata (lance-tailed manakin), 2326 nucleotides. RefSeq names its product DNA-directed RNA polymerase III subunit RPC3-like. Bases 156 to 1934 code for a protein of 592 amino acids. Gene Ontology annotation, biological process: DNA-templated transcription. The transcript is spliced from 16 exons. Lineage: Eukaryota; Metazoa; Chordata; Aves; Passeriformes; Pipridae. The record is from RefSeq and is a predicted model, not a curated record. Gene Ontology annotation, cellular component: RNA polymerase III complex. Gene Ontology annotation, molecular function: single-stranded DNA binding.
GGAGGGACGGCGGCAGCGGCGGCGGCGGAAGUGGGGGAAGCGGAAGUGGAGGAGAAAGCGGAAGUGGCCGUUGCCAUGGCGGCGGUUGCGGCCUAGGCGAGGUCUGGGGCUGUUCUUUCCCCACCACGUUCCUGGGAUUCCUGGGAGCCGCCGAGAUGACGCAGGCGGAGCUGCGGCUCUGCUCCCUGCUGCUCCAGGAGCACUUCGGGGAGAUCGUGGAGAAAGUCGGGAAUUCCCUGCUCCGGACGGGCCCGCGGCCGCUGCGGCUCCUGGUGGGCGACACGGGGCUGCUCCCGGAUCAGGUGAAGAAGGCCCUUUGUGUCCUGCUCCAGCACGACCUGGUGCGGUACGAGGUGCAGCCCCGCGGGUCCGUGGAAUACGAGGCACGGAGCGAGCGGAUCCUGCGGAUCCUGCGCUACCCCCGCUACAUCUACACGGCCAAGACGCUCUACGGGGACCCCGGGGAGCUGCUGGUGGAGGAGCUGCUGCUCCACGGCCACCUCUCCAUGAGCUGCGCCGUGGCCAGGGUGGCCGAUCGCCUCACCGAGACCAUGGAAGGUGGGAGGGAAGGUCCUCCCUGGAAAAAAAAAAGAACGGGAGCGGGUUUGGGAAUGUGGGAGCAGAGGAUUUGGGGGGUGUUCGUGGCCAGGUUGUGGUGGUGUCACCGUGUCCUCCAGAGCCUCAGGAACAUCCUGGAUCUGGUCAUGGAAAGGCUGAUGGAGACCAUGGAGGAUGGGAAAACCAUGGAUUAUGCCGAGGUGUCCGGCACGUUCGUGCGCCUGGCAGACACCCACUUCAUCCGGAGGUGCCCGAUGGUCCCGGAGAACCCCCGGAACGCCGCGGAGCCGCCGCCCCCCGCGCCCGCCCUGGCCAUCGCCGAGAGGGACAUGUACGUCGUGCCGCGGCUCAGCCUCGCCGGGAAAGGGAAGCGGAGACGCUCGUGCGACGAGGAAGAGGACGGGCAGCGCAAGGCCAAGAGGCAGAAGCAGGAGGGAGGAAGCUCGGAGCCCCCUCCGGACGAUGGCAUUUACUGGCAGGUGAACCUGGAGCGUUUCCACCAGCACUUCCGUGACCAGGCUCUGGUCAGCGCCGUGGGCAGUCGCAUGGACCAGACCAGCAGCGAGGUGGUGCGGACGAUGCUGCGCAUGAGCGAGGUGACCACGGCCUCGGGCGCGUCCCACACCCAGCCCCUCUCCUCCAACGAGAUAUUCCGGGCUCUUCCUGCUGGGUACAACAUCGGGAAGCAGGUGCUGGACCAGUACCUGGCGCUCCUGGCUGAUGAUCCGCUGGAAUUCGUGGGGAAGUCUGGGGACAGCGGUGGGGGCACCUACACCGUCAACCUGCACAAGGCCCUGGCAUCUCUGGCCACGGCCACGCUGGAGUCCAUCGUGGAGGAGAGGUUCGGCUCCCGCUGCGCCCGGAUCUUCCGCCUGCUCCUGCGCAAGAAGCACCUGGAGCAGAAGCAGGUGGAGGAUUUUGCCAUGAUCCCGGCCAAGGAGGCCAAGGACAUGCUCUACAGGAUGCUCUCGGAGAAUCUGGUGUCCCUGCAGGAGAUUCCCAAGACUCCGGACCACGCUCCAUCCCGCACCUUCUACCUGUACACGGUGAACGUGGCGGCCGCCGCCCGGAUGCUGCUGCACCGCUGCUACAAGAGCGCCGCCAACCUGAUGGAGCGCCGGCAGCACGAGACGCGGGAGAACAAGAGGCUCCUGGAGAAGUCCCAGCGGGUGGAAGCCAUCCUGGCCUCCAUGCAGGCCACGGGCGCCGAGGAGGAGCAGCUGAGGGAGGUGGAGGAGAUGCUGACGGGGCCCGAGAGGCAGCAGCUGGAGAACCUCAAACGCAACGUCAACAAGAUCGAUGCCAGCGAGAACCAGGUGGACGAGACCAUCUUUGUGCUGGAGUCGUUCAUCGAGAGCACCGUGAAGAGACCCUGAGGGAACGGGACAGGGACAGGGAUGGGGACAGGGACAGGGAUGGGGACAGGGUCAGGAAUGGGGACAGGGUCAGGAGUGGGGACAGGGACCAGCUGCCUUCACCAGUGGUGCUUGUGCUGCUGAGGGGAAUAAAGCAACAGUUGCUGAUGGCACCUGAGCAUCAACAGGGGACAGGGACACAGAGGACAUGGGGACAGCUGUCACCCCUCAAUUUGGGUGUUCAUGGAUCCUCACUCAGUUUGGGUGCUCAUUGAUCACCCCUCAAUUUGGGUGUUUAUCCCCCCUUAAUUUGGGAGACCCCCUGGCAGGACCAAGGGACCCCCCUGUCCGCGCCCCACACCCCCCAGAGCUGUAAUUUAUGGCAGUGCCAUUAAUUAAAGAUAUUUAUGGAA